AAAAAACUAAGAAGGGAACAAAUUGGACACGCAUGUUGGGACGUGAUGUAUUUGUACAAUGAUAUAAUAGAAGAAAGUGAAGUGAAGGAAAGGGUGGGAGGGAGUGCUACUGAUACUGAACUUGAAAUGGAGGAGAAGAAGCUCAAACUGUAUUCGUACUGGAUAAGCUCCUGUUCCUUCCGAGUCCGAUUUGCUCUCAACCUCAAAGGACUACCUUACGAUUACCUAGCAGUCACUUCAUUUUCUGACCCUGAGUUUCUUAAGCUCAACCCCAUUGGAUUUGUUCCCGUGCUUGUCGAUGGAGAUUCAGUAAUUGUUGACUCUCUUGCCAUUAUUAUGUCUCACAUCCAGUAUUUGGAAGAUAAGUAUCCUGACCCUCCUCUGCUUCCUCGUGAUAUUCACCAAAGAGCCAUCAAUUUCCAAGCUGCCACUAUUGUUUCCUCAUCUAUACAGCCUUUUCAAAAUUAUACUGUAGUGAAGUACAUAGAGGAAAAAGUUGGCACUGAUGAAAAACUUCCUUGGACCCAAAGUGUAAUUGGAAAAGGCUUUAUGGCACUCGAAAAAUUGUUGAAAGACCAUGCUAGGAGAUAUGCAACUGGAGAUGAAAUUUUACUGGCAGAUUUGUUUUUAGCACCUCAGUUAGAUACAGCAAUUAAGAGAUUCAACGUUGACAUGAAGGAAUUCCCUACUCUAUCAAGAUUACACGAGACAUAUAAUGAAAUGGCAGCAUUUCGGAAGGCUUUGCCAGAGAACCAGCCAGAUGCAGUACAUUAGUUGAACCUAUAAUUUGGGAGUGAAAUGUGACCUGAUAUUAGGUUGGAACUAUUGUAGCAGGAGCGACUGAUUGGCCAUCAUUAGUAACUCUUGCAAUAAGGUUGCUAGGUACACCAUCAUGGACCGUGGAUAAUAGACUAAUAGUGAUUUGGUUUGUAUAACUAAAAAGCUCGUGAUUCUUUAUUUUCCGUCUCAUAUUGCUGCUAUUAUACCUUGAUGCAUGCUUCUUAAUGGUCACAUGUUUCUUUGAUGGUUUCUUUUA
Messenger RNA from Glycine soja, 1036 nucleotides. RefSeq names its product glutathione S-transferase zeta class-like. Lineage: Eukaryota; Viridiplantae; Streptophyta; Magnoliopsida; Fabales; Fabaceae. Gene Ontology annotation, cellular component: cytoplasm. Gene Ontology annotation, molecular function: glutathione transferase activity; maleylacetoacetate isomerase activity. The record is from RefSeq and is a predicted model, not a curated record. Gene Ontology annotation, biological process: L-phenylalanine catabolic process; glutathione metabolic process. The transcript has 11 exons. The coding region runs from base 46 to 774 and encodes 242 amino acids.